Molecule: messenger RNA, 1944 nt
Organism: Haemonchus placei
Lineage: Eukaryota; Metazoa; Nematoda; Chromadorea; Rhabditida; Trichostrongylidae
Source: the annotation of a GenBank genome assembly
AUGGGAUACCUUUUCAAGCUUUGCUGUUCAGGUUCGCCAUUUACCUGUCAACUCGUGUCUGCCGCCCAAGCGUCAGCUUCGGGCACAGGACUUGAGCGAGUUCCUGUCGAUGAAAUCACUGAGAUCAAAAUCCAAACCAGUGCAUCAGACGCUCAACCUGAGGUCCGAGUCCGCGAUCCGCAAGGUAACGACCUUCCCGUGGAGAUUAAUCGUAGCCGGCAAGACGAGACGCUUUACAUAGCCACAUAUAUGCCAAAAUGCGUCGGAAAUCAUCAGGUGGGCCAGAAACGUGGUUUCACGAUAGCGAAUCCAGGUGGUCGUGCCGCUGAAUGCAACGUCGUCGUCAUCGGUACUCAUGAAAUAAAUAUUUAUACUGAUAAAGAAAAAGUAAAUGAGAUGCCCAUACUGUUGGCCGUAGGAGCUGGAAAAGCCUCGUUCCCAUCGACCUGUCUUGUUGGAAGGCGAUACUCAUUUGAUGUUGAGGCUGAUAAUAAAGAUGCUGUACGGGUGGAUAUUCGUGAUCCCCAUGGGCGAUCACUCCCUGUACAGAUUGAACAGCUGCCAGACAAACUUGUUCGAGCUUCUUGUCGUUUCCGAGAGGUCGGUACGCAUACGAUUGAUACAUUCGUAUCGGAACGUCCAGUUGGUAGCAGAAUACAUCAACGGGUCCUUGAUCCCGUAAAUGCCGUACAGCUUGUGUCUGAACUGAAAAAAGAAGUAGUCAGUGAACGUGCCGAACAUAAGAUUCUUAUCGUAUCCGGCCUCGAAGACGAAGUCGACGUCACCGUAAGAGAUCGUGAUCAUAACGUUCAAGCGGUAACCCUGAGUAAAAUCUCUGACGCACUCUGGACUGCUUCAUGGAUGCCAAAGACCGAAGGGGGCCACGAAUUGGCAAUCUCCGUCGCCGGUAUGCCUAUCGCCGGGUCGCCGUUUCACGUUCCAGUUCUCGAUCCAUCAGCAGUGAGAGUGAUAGGUUUGAGAAAUGACUGUGUUGGAGUGGAACAGCACUUUAACGGUACGCGGCCAAUCUUAAGUAGUAAAAAGUUGUUGGCCAAAAAAAGUUGUUACUGGGGUGUUGGUGCCGUUUCAGUGGACUAUACUCAAAGUGGUGCAUUGUCGGCUUCUGUAGAAAUUCGACGUGGCUCAAAUUCAGUACCAUGUGCUGUAAAACGAGUUAAACCUGGCCUGUUGAUGUGUACAUUUACACCGACAGUAAGCGGUGUGUACAUGAUCGAUGUUCAUAUUGACGGAUUGAUUCUACCAGAGUGCCCGUACGAGUGCAACAUAAGUUCCUCCGGUGCGGUUCGCGCGAGCGGUGACGCGUUGCGUCGCGCGCAGCGUGGCCGUAUCGCUCGUUUUGAGGUGUCGCUUAAUAAUGCGACACGUGGUGAGCUUGACGUGAUGAUAUCAGAUCCUAAUGGUGGACCAUUACCGGUACGAUGUUAUCGACAACAAGAUGAUAGCUAUUGGGUUGAAUUCACUCCAGAACAAACUGGAACCCACACAAUUGAAGUGACUUUUGGUGACGUUCCUGUAGCCGGUUCACCCUUCCGAUGUGAAGUGGUGGAUCCAAAGAAGGUGAAAGUCCGGGGAUUAAGCGAUGGCCUUCAUCUCCGCCACGUGACCACCAUCGAUGUUGAUCGUCGACAGGCCGGAGAUGGGGAGCUCACAGUUGAAAUAUGCGAUCCAACAGGAACGCCCCUGAAGGUAGAAACACUGAAAUCUCCCAGUGGUGAAGACAGGAUUACAUUCCUACCAAAUCAAACUGGGCCACAUAAAGUUAACGUGAAAGUAGCCGGAUUUCAAAUACCGGGAUAUCCUCAAACUGUAGUUGUAUCCGAACAACCCCAACCUGGUGUCUAUGGUGCAGCUGUGGAUCAUUCUAUCAAAAUUGACGAGCCUGCCAGCCUCAUUUUUGAUCCGAAAGGUGCUAAUGGUGGGCUG